Messenger RNA from Mesorhabditis spiculigera, 870 nucleotides. Lineage: Eukaryota; Metazoa; Nematoda; Chromadorea; Rhabditida; Rhabditidae. The record is from the annotation of a GenBank genome assembly.
AUGGCCAGCGCCUCCUAUGACUCGUCUUUUGAUGAAGCGUACCUGGCGGCCUGGUGGGAUUGUCCUGGAGACUGUACAACCGAGAAGCAAAAGCUGAACGCCAUCAAGGAGCAAUAUUCGCCUCCGGGCUCCCAGACUGGCAUUCUGAGCGUCCAGGCCGGAGCCCCGGCACAUGCGCGCGAAGUCACCCGCUUCCCGGUGAAAGAAGCCAAAGCCCGCCUUGAACGGCUUGCAAAAGAAGAAACCACUUCAGCGGCCUUCAACAGCCCCGCAGAUCUACACGUUCCGUUCCCGGUAAUGUUCGACGUAACGGGGGAUAUCCUGGACAGUGAUGCACAUCAAGGCCUUCUUCACACCGUGCUCCGUCACAGCUCCGACUGGAAGGUUGCUUGCCCCAAAUACAAAUCUACAUACGCGAAACUCAGCGACGAUUCUAGAAGAAGAAUCGAUACGAUUGGCGCUUUUGACCACCACCAAUACGAACAAGCAAAGCAACAUGCCGUGGACUUCAUGCAAUAUAUAAAGAGCGCCCCGCACACGUCGGAUUGCAAAGUUCUUUAUAGGCUACAAAAGCGUAUCUAUGACUACCUUCUCCGCAAAGCCGUAGAUGGUCAUAAAUACCGCGGGGAGGGUAAAUCGAAUAGUGGACGCACUUGGAUAUUCUUCCAUGUGGAAAAAGCUGAAAAAAAAAGCGAAGUCGAAUAUAUGGUGAUUUGCCCUUCAAAAGAGUGCACGCUAUCGAUGAUUUUCAUGCUACAAAGCCCGUCAUCAGUGUCAUCACAAUUUUUUUCGUCGACAAAGCGACUUACGAUGCCUGCUGGAUCUCUAAAACAUUUGGGUCAUCUAAGAAGCAAGUGUGACAAUACUGAA